AUGAGUUUAAGUUUCAAAAGUGCGUUUUCCCUGUGCAACAGGAGGACUUUGACGAGUUUUUCGGGCUUCUCGCCGUUGAGAAACAGUAUGGCAACGGGAUCAAUUUGCCGCACGAAUUUGAUGCUCGGGGCUAGUCCCGAACCAGCUGUGCCGUCGUUCUUGGGCUCGGUACUGGGAUUAACCCAGAGAAGAUGGAAAAGCAGGGGAAACACAUUUCAACCAAGUACUUUGAAAAGGAAAAGGAGAGUUGGAUUCUUGGCCAGAGCGAAGAGCAAAAUCGGAUCCAAGAUCCUCAAACGCCGGAAGGAAAAGGGUAGGUGGUAUUUGACGCACUAG
Messenger RNA from Lachancea mirantina, 336 nucleotides. Lineage: Eukaryota; Fungi; Ascomycota; Saccharomycetes; Saccharomycetales; Saccharomycetaceae. The record is from the annotation of a GenBank genome assembly.